Molecule: messenger RNA, 4029 nt
Organism: Cryptococcus amylolentus CBS 6039
Lineage: Eukaryota; Fungi; Basidiomycota; Tremellomycetes; Tremellales; Cryptococcaceae
Exons: 11
Coding region: 1443-3617 (724 amino acids)
Biological process (GO): regulation of DNA-templated transcription
Molecular function (GO): sequence-specific DNA binding; DNA-binding transcription factor activity
Source: RefSeq, a predicted model, not a curated record
GCGAGAGCAAUAUUACCGACGACAAAUCGACAAACCACCAUCGCUUACUUUGGGAUUAAUCAGCCUGUUUCUUUUCUCUUCCAUCUUCCCGUGCCAAAACCGCCAUCUUGCGGGCUUCCAAAGAGAGCCUCUAUACCACCGGCGCCUGCACAAUCGCACUCUGUAACAAGGAAGGGCAGCGACUAGCACCUCAGCGAGAACCCGGUCCACAUAAGCUCACCAAGCCGUCCGCUCGCGGAGAAGCUCUUCUUUCCUUCUCGGCAGGUCACUCAGGGCGUCCAGCGUUGAGCAAAGAUUUCCACACGUCUCGAUCCUCUUUUCGUCCCUUCCUACUGGAACCGUGAGGCGUAGAUCGUUUCAGGGACGAUAUCCCGGACUUGCCCUCCUUUCGUAUACCGAAGCUCAACGCAAGUGCCACUGUUUGCGUCCUCCCGGCAACUCGCCAACUGCUCAGACGACUCUCGCCGACAGCGCCAGUAGAGCAAAGCAGUCCAAGCUGCCUGGAUCAAAGCAGAGCGUGUAACGGUAUCUAUUUCUCCUUUCACAAGCAAGCACAGGCCGUCCCUGCUAUACUUGUUCCUUGACCCGCCAUCCCCCCACUUUCGGCACAGCGAGUCAGCCUCGUUUGAUCAUAUCCUUCUACGCCCCCAUCGCCGCAUCUACCCGCUCUCACCAAAGAAAGCAUCGCCUUGCAAGGCUCGCCCGCGACUCGGUUUUUAUGUAACUUGCGAACAGGUCGACCACACGACAACUACCUAGCGACCGAAUAACACAGGUGAGGGUGGCGCUCGACACUCGACCAAAGCAGGAACUCGUCAGUUUCAAGUGAAGGUGUGCGUGCUCGAGCUUUCAGCUUUGAAGUUGUUGUUUCUGAAACGCUCCCCUCGACCGCAGCCUAGGCGUGCACCACCUACCUGUCUUAGUCUGAGACGCGCAUACGACAGUCGCUGCGACAACGUCUUGCAUCACUUAUUAUAGAAAGCUUUCACGACACUCUCGACAAGGCGCGCGGGAAGUCCUCGGCGAGGAGAAUUGAACCAUUUCUGUAACUCAAAGAUCACGCCUCAAGUGUUAAGCACAACCGUAAUCACCACCCGACGCAUCCACUCACAACUAUACACCCGUCCGAACCGGCCUCUGAAUCGAGACCAACGUGGACUCGAUCGUGUCCGCCCAGACUGCUAUCUUUCAACUCGGUAAACAGCAUUUCAACACCAUCUCGCAUUGUUCCAACAUUCUUCUAUCUCUUCUUUCGACGAUUCGUCAAACUAUAUAUUAUAAAGUUGUCAUUGAUCAGCACUCUCGCAAGCUCAGAUCAACAACGUCCGACAUCCGACAACACCAUACUUUGAGACGAAAGGAAGUCGGUCUCGUACAUUUCAUCAUUCGAAGUCGUCUCGCCAAACACUUCCGUUCCAGGUCCUUCCGUCCUCCCCUCCACUAUGUCACAUUCGCUCGAGCAAAGUCGGCCCAGCGAGACGCCAUCGAAACGUCGUUUGUCGCUUCGGUCGGGCCACGAUUCAGAAAAGAAGCAGAAGCAAGAGCACGGCUUUUCCCACGAGGGGUCGCGGUCGUCUUCGCAGACGAAUGCUCAUACCGACGGAGAUGGUCCUAACACCGGUACUUCUUCAAAAUUUCUCCAGACUGCCUCGACAAUGUCCUCUCCCGCGAGUUCUGCUGGCGGCGACGAGCUUUCUGGCCAGGAGAUGCCUUCAAUCCGGCCGUUCAAUGGUUCUGCCUCAAACCACUCUACUGCUCGUCCCAAACACCGACGACAGCCGUCAUUCCCGUCGACGUGGCCGGCUGGGGAAAGUGACAUACACAGCGACAGAACGUCGGCAUCUACAGGCUUACAUUCCAACGCUUCCACCUCUAAAUCGUCCAUCGCCAGUCGCCAACAUGUCAAUCCCAACCCUCCUUCGCGGCAUUCUAGUCCCCAGGCGAGCUUCAACCUUUCAACGGGUCAGCCGCUCGUCAACCCUCCCCCAAAGACUCAGGCGGCGUUUGUCGGCAAGCUGUACUCUAUGUUGGAGGAUGAGGAAAUCGCCAAGACGGGUUUGAUAGCGUGGUCAGCCGAGGGCACCACGUUUACAGUGCCGAAUCCAACCGAAUUCUCCAAAAUUGUUUUACCGAGAUUCUUCAAGCACAAUAAUUGGCAAAGUUUUGUCCGUCAACUAAACAUGUAUUCAUUUAACAAGGUGAACGACAUUUACUCCACUUCCACCGAUCCUCAAGCUUGGGAAUUCCGACACAACCUUUUCCGCCGUGGCGAGCAGCAUCUUCUCCCCAGUAUCAAGCGGAAAUCCUCCCGGCCCAGCGCGGCCGAGGGAGCUCCUUUGGCUUCUCCCACCGAUGAUUCAGGACCCGAGGUGCCCAAGGCUGUGGCCGGUUGGAUGAGAGAUGUCGGUCCAGUCGGCUACCACCCUCAUCACCACAUGCCAUCACCCAACGCUGCCUCACGCGCCCCUCUCUACCCCUAUACCGAUGCUCCGCUCGCUCCUCCCAAACUCGAUAGACCGCCUUCCCGCGGGGCGCCCGCUUGGGAUCCCCGACAUCCUGGAGCCUCGCAGCGUAUGCCGCCGCCCGAUAACCAGGUCCCCGUUCGGUAUCACCCUGAUCCGAGCCGGCCUCCCUUAUCGGCCGGAAGGUAUAUGCCGCCUGGGUAUGCCGAGCCACCUGUGUACGGGCAUCCGUCGCAGAUGGUAGAUACGCUUGUGUCGCAAGUGAUGCUGUUGGAGGACAAGGUGCAGAGACUCACCGACGUACUCAACAAUGAUAGGAUUGAGCACGUCAGGAACAAUCUGGACUUUACGAGUUAUUUGUUGCAGAUGGUGGGGUGGGCUGCUGGAGAACAACAUUCACCCGAGCUGCGUGCUUUGCAAGAUACUCUGAGCCGACAGAACGCCGACAUGCGUCAAAAGUAUGAAGCAUUCAUGGCGUCAGAUGCCUUGGCUAUCAUGGCGAGCGGCGGUGGCGGACGAAGUGAAGAGAGAGAGGGUCGAGAACGGGAAAGAGAGAGGGGAAGAUUUGGCUUUGAAACGCCUCCUCCAUUUGCCUCUCAUCGAUCAGCCGUCGCCGACCCCCGGCUUCCUCAAACGUCACAAUCCAGUGGCAAUAUCCUCCCUCCCGGCCAGCGGCCCUCGUCUCUUCCCUCUGGCCAACACAUUACCCCUCGAACGUCGCCUCUCAGCACCAUGUACCCCGAGACACACCACCUCCCGCGUCCUUCAACCUCAGACAGUAUCCGAGAACGGGAAGCAUACAUGACGGCUUAUCCACCAUCUCUUCCUCCUCAUACCCAUCAUUCCGGUAUGGGUGCUGGCCCUCUUUCGGCAGGCCCAAGGGUGCCUAUCAACCCUCCGCCAUUCGGAUCGGGCACGGGCUUAGGCGUCUCGGUGCCCCCGCCCGGGUUCAGGACGGGCGCAUCCACCCAGGAUUCCAGCGAACGGCUGAAGCCUGUGGAGACCAGUCGCGACAGUGAGAAGGACAAGUCCCAUCGAUCGGCGGGAGUGGGGUCAAAUAAAGAGAAGGACAGGAAGAAGGGUGUAGACAUGUCUUAUCCCUCGCCGGCAGUGGAAAGCAAGGCCAAAACGGGAUUGAAGAAUCUCCUCAAUUGAUGUCAUCCCCUUGUAUAGCUUGUCCUACCCUUUUGCUUAUCGCUCCUACUAUUUUUUGUAAUAUUUUUGAGACGAUGAUGAUUCUUUCAUGAGACGAAGUUGGCCGUACGAACGCAGAGCAGUCUUCACAAAAAAAGUAUAGUUUGCGACUUGAGCAUCAAUUUUGAAAAUAUUGCGUUUGGGUCUCUAUUUCUCUUUCCUUCUUCUUUGGCUUGGCAAUUUCAUUGCAUUUGUUUCCUAUAGGUCGGCGUGUCAAGAUCGGUAGAUUAGAUAGUGAUCUCAUUCCUACACGGAUUCCUACAUUCAUACCGAAUUCACCGCAUCAUCUUCUCUUCAUGUUGCGCCAUAUCUUUCAUUGAGUAGCCUAUUGGAUGUACUCGUAAUGUUAUCAUGCAUCAUCCGUUCCCUGCAA